AUGAAGUGGAAGAUUCCGAUUUCCUUCAUCGUCUUUUGGACGAGGAUUGUUGCCAUUCCGGCGGGUAGUAACUCUCCCUGCCCAAUAGAUGCCAAAGUCGUGGUUGAAUACCAACCUUUCGAAAUCCAGUGUUCUGGGAAUGUCGCGACUUCAACCAGGACCAGGACGUGGACUGAGUGGCUAACCACCACCGAUAUUGUCAUAGGCGGAACUAUCACGUCAAAGACAACGGUAACUUUGACCGCCUCUGAAACCCUUGGUGUAGUUGUUUUUACGUCGACAGGCUCCAAGACGGGAGCCAAAACAAUUCCGCCAAAACACCCGGGAGAUCCAACUUCAGUUAUCACCUAUAUAAAGCCUCCGAGGAGUUCUUUACCCACUGUCACUUCUCUCGCAAGUAGACCCGGGUUAACAACCGUCCCCCCGGGUCCGAAUGGCGGUCCAUCUACGGUAAUUACAUUCGUAACAGGUCCUAUUACAGUAACCUCGUCUGCAAAAACAACUGGCCUGAGUACCAUUCCCGGAGUUGAUGGAAGACCCCCUACCGUGGUUACUUUUGUCACCACGCCGCUGUCUCCAGUGACCCUCACUUCAAUCGCAUCGACAACUGGGCUCACAACUAUUCCUCCUGGUCGCAACGGCGGCCCCCCUACGGUUGUUACUUUCAUGACCCCUCAGUCUGGCCCAGUCACUAUCACUUCUCUUGCUUCUACGACUGGUCUGACAACCGUUUCUCCCGGUCCCAAUGGUGGUCCUCCGACGGUGGUUACUUUUGUCACCACGCCGCUGUCUCCAGUGACCCUCACUUCAAUCGCAUCGACAACUGGGCUCACAACUAUUCCUCCCGGUCCCAAUGGAGGUUCUCCGACGGUGGUCACCUUUGUGACCCCUCAGUCUGGCCCAGUCACGAUCACAUCGCUUGCUUCUACGACUGGUUUGACAACCAUUCCCCCUGGUCCCAACGGAGGUUCUCCUACUGUCGUCACGUUCGUCACUUCGCUUCUCAACUCCCAAAAGACAGUAACAAUCACCUCUACCGCCCUCACUACUGGGUUGGUGACUCUUCCCCCGGGGCCUAAAGGAGGCCCUCUUACUGUUGUCACUUUCGCUCCAGAACCCCCGGGAACGGUGACCAUAACAUCUUUCGCAUCUACCACUGGCCUGAGCACUCUUCGAUCCGGUCCUGAUAGUGGCCCGCCGACUGUGAUUACCUUUGUUACCACACCUUUACCUCCAGUGACGAUAACCUCACAAGCAUCCACAACGGGGUUGACAACUCUUCUUCCGGGGCCUAACGGCGGUCCACCAACUGUCAUUACCUUUGCAACGGGGCCUCCUCCAGUUACUGUUACGUCUACUGCAUCUACUACUGGCCUCACAACGCUUCCGUUAGGGCCCAACGGGGGACCUGCUACGAUAGUUACCUUCGUUACCGGUCCGCCGGCAGCCAACCUUCCUGUCACCUUGACAUCUACCGCAAGCACUACCGGUCUCACUACUAUUCCACCUGGACCAAAUGGCGGAGCCCCUAUAAUUGUCACAUUCGUGACGGGGCCUCAGCCUGUCACGUUGACCUCGACCGGCAGCGCGACCGGUCUUACGACGCUUUAUCCGGGCCCAGACGGCGGUCCCACGACCGUCAUUACCUUUGCUACCGGUCCUCUUCCAGUCACCUUGACAUCAUUUGGAAGCACAACUGGGCUGAGAACAUUCCCUCCGGGGCCGGGUGGAGGCCCUCCUACCGUUGUUACCUAUGCUACAACAACUGCGCCUGUGCCAGUUACAAUUACGUCUACGGCCAGCACUACUGGGCUGACAACUCUUCCUGCUGGUCCAAACGGCGGCCCACCAACGGUGGUGACGUUUGCGACUGGUCCUCUUCCAGCCACCUUGACCUCAUUCGGAAGCACAACCGGAUUGACUACGCUACCUCCAGGCCCCAGUGGAGGCCCUCCCACAGUUGUUACUUUCGCUACAACUACCGCACCCAUUCCAGUUACAGUCACUUCCACUGCGAGUACUACAGGUCUCACAACUUUUCCUUCAGGUCCCAACGGCGGUCCGCCAACAGUAGUGACGUUUAUUACUGGCCCGCCUCCGGUUACCCUCACAUCUUUCGGAAGCACAACUGGGUUGACUACAUUCCCCCCGGGUCCAAACGGCGGUCCUCCUACUGUUGUCACCUUUGCUUCAAGCACUGCGCCUAUUCCAAUUACAAUCACCUCAACCGCGAGUACUACGGGCCUUAUCACUAUUCCUGCGGGUCCGAACGGCGGACCGCCGACCGUCAUCACCUUCGCCACGGGCCCAGCGCCCGUGACGCUUACUUCUAUGGCCACUACAACUGGCUUGACUACGAUUCCUGGUGGUCCUGGGGGCCCUGAUACAGUUAUCACGUUCAUCACCAGCCCGCAACCAAUCACCAUCACGUCUACCGCCACCACUACUGGUCUCACAACAUUGUCGCCGGGUCCAAAUGGUGGGCCGCCGACGGUUGUCACUUUCGCUACAGGCCCGGCACCAGUGACUAUCACAUCGACUGCUAGUACGACGGGCUUGACUACUAUACCUGGAGGACCGGGCGGCCCCAACACAGUCAUCACCUAUGUGGCGAGUCUUCCACCGGUCACAAUCACGUCUACCGCAACUACCACCGGCCUAACGACUGUGCCCGGGGUUCCUGGGGGUCCACCUACCGUUAUCACCUUUGUUACCGGACCCUCUCCUAUCACCGUGACUUCAAUGGCGACGACGACUGGUCUAAUAACGCUGCCGCCAGGCCUUAACGGUGGACCAAGUACAGUUGUGACUUUUGUCACUGGCAUUCUCCCUGUAACAGUAACUUCAACGGCAUCUACGACAGGUCUAACAACUAUCCCGCCUGGUCUAAAUGGAGGCCCUACUACGGUAGUCACGUUCGUGACAAGACCGGCCCCCGUCACUUUCACAUCUACUGCCUCUACGACGGGCCUGACAACUCUUCCCAUUGGCCCAGGUGGAGGUCCCGAAACAGUAAUCACCUUCGUUACUGGAACUCCGCCUGUAACUCUUACUUCAACAGCAACUACCACGGGUCUCACAACGCUGCCGCCAGGCCCUAACGGCGGACCGACUACUAUAAUAACCUUUAUCACCAGGGAACCAGUGACCGUCAUUACCCUUACGACUAGCUUUAGGCCCAUAGGAACAACCUUUACGACCGGUCUUGUUCAGACGUUCCCUCCAACACCCGGCAUUUCGGUAACCGGUGCCCCACCUUAUUUGCUAACUCUCAUCACUCGGACAGCGAGUACAACCGGCCUUACCACGCUUCCCUAUUAUAUUGGCGACGGAGACGACUUUAUAUCGAUAACAAUAGUUACAUUUGUAACUCCCCCAGCACCAAUCACUGUCACCUCAACCGGAAGUUCAACUGGCCUGACUACAAUUCCUCCCGGACCUGCAGGUGGCACGCCAACCGUAGUGACAUUCGUAACUACAACUCCUCCAGUCACUAUUACCUCAACAGGCAGCACUACAGGGUUGACAACCAUUUCUCCCGGAACGGCCGGCGGACCUCCUACUGUGGUCACGUUCGUGCCUCGUAUCGGGGUCGUCCGUACUCUGACAUCUACCGCCAGUCAGACCGGAGUCACCACUCUGCCUCAAACGGAUCCUGCUGGAACGACAACUGUGAUUACUUUCGUUCCGCAAGCCACAGAGCUUUCAGCCACAGGGCUUUUGACAACCUUAACUUCGACUGGCGCGCAAACAGGCGUCACUACUUUGCCUCAAACAGAUCCUGCUGGAACGACGACUGUGGUUACUUUCGUUCCGCCAGCCACAGGGCUUUUAACAACCUUAACUUCGACUGGUGCGCAAACAGGCGUCACUACUUUGCCUCAAACAGAUCCUGCUGGGACGACGACUGUGGUUACUUUCGUCCAGCCAGCAACAGGAUUCCUGACGACGCUAGUAUCGACAGGUACGCAGACGGGUGUUACUACCUUACCUCAGACCAACCCAACUGGCACGACUACGAUAGUCAGCUUUAUCCCUCCAGCCAUUGGACUUCUCACGACAGUUGUGUCAACAGGCACGCAGACGGGAGUGACUACACUUCCCCAACCCGACCCAACGGGCGUCACUACGGUCAUUAGCUUUGUACCUUCAGCCACCGGCUUUAUUACGACGGUAGUUUCAACGGCCACUCAAAUAGGCGUGACAACCCUACCUCAGCCUGAUCCAACUGGAAUUACCACAGUCGUCAGUUUCGUACCUCCAGCCACAGGCUUACUCACCACGCUGAUCUCUACCGCGACUCAGACGGGAGUGACUACGCUGCCUCAACCCGAUCCAACGGGCGUCACUACGGUCAUUAGCUUUGUACCUCCAGCCACCGGCUUUAUGACAACGGUGGUUUCAACGGCUACUGAGACAGGCGUGACAACCUUACCACAGACUGAUCCAACCGGAAUCACUACAGUCGUUAGCUUCGUUCCUCCAGCCACAGGCUUUAUUACCACAGUCGUUUCAUCUGCAACUCAGUCCGGCGUCACGACCCUACCUCAAACCGACCCAACCGGAAUUACCACUGUUGUCACUUUUGUGCCACUUACCGGUGGCAUUACCACAGUUGUAUCAACGGCAACUCAGACGGGUAUCACGACGCUUCCCCAACCCGAUCUAACGGGUAUUACGACAGUUGUUAGCUUCGUUCCUCCAGCCACCGGUUUCAUCACCACGGUCAUUUCAUCGGCAGCUCAGACGGGAGUUACGACAUUGCCUCAGACCGACCCAACUGGUACUACCACAGUUGUCAGCUUUGUGCCACUGACCGGUGCCUUUACAACGCUUAUAUCAACGGCAACCGAAACGGGUGUGAUUACUCUCCCACAGACUGACCCAGCUGGCAUCACCACAGUUCUCAGCUUCGUGCCUCCCAUCACCGGUGCCUUAACAACGGUUGUCUCUUCCGCAACUCAGUCUGGUGUCACAACCCUACCACAGACAGACCCUGCGGGUACGACUACCGUCGUCACAUUUGUUCCCAUCACUGGCGCUCUCACAACGGUUGUGUCUUCAGCUACCCAAACGGGCGUCACAACUUUACCCCAAACCGAUCCCGCCGGCACUACAACUGUCGUUUCAUUUGUUCCCAUAACCGGUGCCAUCACAACUGUGGUCUCUUCCGCUACCCAAACGGGUGUCACGACCUUGCCUCAAACCGAUCCUGCUGGCACGACUACCGUCGUCACAUUUGUUCCCAUCACCGGCGCCCUGACAAUCGUAACUUCAACAGCAUCCCAAACUGGCAUAACAACCCUUCCUCAGACCAACCCAGCUGGCACGACCACUAUUGUCACUUAUGUGACGCCGAGCCCGAGCUGCACCCCUGGAUUGCUAUGGGCGUACUAUGGCUUGUCACAAGCUCCGACCGACACCGCCAGUCAGGCGGGCAAGAUCCCGUUCCAGAAUUCAGACGCAACCUCACAAGCAAACUGGAAGACAACUUACUUCAAUAUUCAAACCGUACUCAGCGGACAGAGUCCCAAUAAUAGGGGCUUAACGACCACAGUUGGUCUGUCAUCGUCUUGUGGCACCUCGACCCGAAAUGUUUAUGGUACUACUGUAUCAGAAUCCAACUACAUCAUCGUGCAGCAUAUUGGCUAUUUUCAUCCUGCUACAUCCGGAACCUACACUUUCAGCUUCAGCGGUGUGGACGACAGCGUCUAUCUCUGGCUGGGCAGCAGCGUCGCCAAAAGUGGCUACAGUAAUUCAAAUUAUAACAAAAAUGUCAACUACUACGACACAAGCAGUUCGGGUACUUUUACAUUUACUGCGACUGCUGGUCAAUACUAUCCGAUUCGUAUCUUGUUCGUCAACGCGCAGAACUGUGGCUUGUUCAAUUUCUCACUCACGAAUCCCGCCGGCAGCGUUGUCGUUUCAAACUCCCAGUCUGUCGUUGGAGACCAGCUUGUGAGCAGCUGCCCGAACAAUGCAGACGCCGCUCCCUUUAGUUUCUAG
Molecule: messenger RNA, 6006 nt
Organism: Colletotrichum paranaense
Lineage: Eukaryota; Fungi; Ascomycota; Sordariomycetes; Glomerellales; Glomerellaceae
Exons: 2
Coding region: 1-6006 (2001 amino acids)
Source: RefSeq, a predicted model, not a curated record